Messenger RNA from Botrytis sinoallii, 2593 nucleotides. RefSeq lists its product as uncharacterized. Gene Ontology annotation, molecular function: transmembrane transporter activity. Bases 620 to 2338 code for a protein of 572 amino acids. Gene Ontology annotation, biological process: transmembrane transport. The record is from RefSeq and is a predicted model, not a curated record. The transcript is spliced from 3 exons. NCBI's taxonomy places the organism in Eukaryota, Fungi, Ascomycota, Leotiomycetes, Helotiales, Sclerotiniaceae.
GAGUGUCAAGGGUGUCAAGGGGUUCAAGAGAAUACCUCAGAAAAAGUAAUAUGCAUUCUUCGAGUAGAAGAUGUCUUUGACAACUCCGCGGAAGAUUCAAUAUUCUACCAUUUAUCCAAUUGAAUGCAGCCAAAUAUCGUUCCUUUUAAAUGUUCAGUGUGUGAUUAAUCUUACAAUAUCACCUAACCCCGAUACUUUGUCAGAUUUUAGUCCGACAAACAUCUCCGAAACCCCAUGAAGUCACAUUAUCUCCUGCAAAUAUUGCGCAGAGACGCGCCUAAUUAUCCAACCCUUGGGAAUGUACCUUGAAAGAGUACUUCCAAGACUUCAUCUGACCCUAUCAAUACCAGCAAGAAUCGCGAAAUUCUUCGGGUUAUUGAGCAGUUAUGGCCGAUCCAAUUCAUUCAUACUCCUUUUGCUUUCAAAUCUGGCACGGAACCAUACCGUUCGGUAUUGUACAUUUCAAACAGGCUGGAAGCACCCUUGCCAUGUCACCGUCUACUUAUAUAGUGGUAUAAGUCUUUCGUACUCCCAUGUUUCAUAGUCUUCAUUACCCUUGAUCUUCUCAAGUUUGUCUACGCCUUUCAUCUUCAUACAUCGUGAAAGCUGUGACUUUACAAUGUCGUCAACUACAGCACCAGCUGUUCCCCCCACAAUAGCCUCUUCAGCCCCAUCCAUAGAUGACAAGCCCCAAAGACUUGAACGAUCAGAAGAUGCCUUUACAACAGAUUCAGAGAAAGGCCCAGCAACUACUAGUCCACCACCUGAGCCAGAACAAGUGAGAACAGUUACUGGCUGGAAAUGGAUCGUCAUUUGUGUUGGAUUCUACGUCGCUACUUUCUUAUACGGCUUGGACAACACUAUCGCUGCUGAUAUUCAAUCUGCUGUCCUUGGAACCUACGGUGAUAUUUCAAAGCUGUCUUGGUUGGGUACUGGUUUCCCAUUGGGUUCCAUUGCUACGAUUCUUACUAUUGGUAAAGCAUAUGGCACUUUCAAUGUCAAGUGGACCCAUGUCGUUUCAGUCGUUAUUUUCAUCGUCGGUAGUGCUGUGUGCGGUGCGGCGCCUAACAUGAAUGCACUCAUUGUUGGAAGGGUCAUUGCCGGUAUAGGAGGUGCUGGAAUGUAUCUCGGAACCUUAAACUUGGUCGCCAUCAAUACUACCAUUACAGAACGUCCUCUCUAUCUAGGAGGUGUGGGUAUCACCUGGGGUAUCGGAACUAUUCUUGGUCCUGUCAUUGGAGGAGCCUUCGCAGAUUCAGGAGCAACCUGGAGAUGGGCCUUCUAUAUCAACUUAGUCAUCUUCGCUAUUGCCGUACCAGCUCUCCUUUUGAUCCCAUCAUUCGACCCACAGCCCGAUCUAGACGUCCUUCACAAAGUUAAGCACGUUGAUUGGAUUGGAGCUUUGUUGAAUGCCGGUCUCUUUACCUCAUUCGUCAUCGCUCUUACCUUCGGUGGCGCCAACUGGCCUUGGAACGAUGGACGCACUAUUGCCACAUUCGUCUCCUGCGGUGUUAUCUUCAUCCUUUUCGCAGUCCAGCAACAAUUCUGCGUUUUCACCACACCUGAAGAUCGAUUGUUCCCAGUACAAUUCCUCAAAUCACGAACCAUGAUUCUCCUAUUCAUCUGUACCGCAGCAGCAGGAACAGCACUCUUCGUGCCAAUCUUCUACAUCCCCCUCUUCUUCCAAUUCUCCAAAGGAGAUGAUGGUAUUCAAGCCGCUGUCAGACUCAUGCCAUUUAUUGUCCUUUACAUUGUAGUCGUCAUGUCACAAGGAAUACUCAUGCCGAAGAUUGGCUAUUACUGGCCCUUCUUCGUCCUUUGGGGUAUGUUUGCUCUCGCUGGAGGUGCCGCAAUGACUACAGUCACCACCUCUACAAACGCAGGUUCUAUCUAUGGCUGGAGUAUUCUCAUCGCCAUCGGCUGCGGUAUGAUCACUCAAGCUUCCUACAGUAUCGCCCCAGCUAUCCUCGGCCGUGAUGGUCGUGGCCAAGAAGUCCCUGCAUCCAUUGGAUACAUCAACGUAGCUCAAAUCGGCGGUGUCGUCAUCGGUCUCGCAGUCUCCGGUACAGUUUUCCAGAGCACAGCAUUUAAAAAUGUCAACAACGCGUUUGCGGGCGAAGGCUUCUCAGCAGACCAAAUCAGAAGCGCAAUUGCCGGAUCCCAAAGUGCGCUAUUCCAAAGCGUGUCUCAAGAACUGAGAGACAAAGCCAUUGAGGGAAUCGUACAAGCAAUCGACAAAACUUACUACCUGGUUGUAGCUGGUGCGGCAUUGACAUUACUAUUGAGUUUCUUGUUGAAGAGGGAGAAGUUGUUCAUGGAGAUGGCUGUAGGUGGAUAAAUGAUACGAUACGAUGCGACGGAACUUGACGAGAUGGCGAAUGAAUUGUGCAAAGGGGGAUGGGAUAUGCGAAUGGACAUACAUUCGAACGGACUACAUUGCAUUGCUUGUCGUUGUGAGGAUCAACCUAAUACCACAAGCUCUUAGGGCUGGCGUUUUAAAAUACAUAUGGGGAAUGGGAUUCAUGCGUGCAUUUUUAGGAUAGAUUAAGACGAGACGUAAUUAAGAAUUUAUAGAAGUCGUUGUCUGCACAUC